Magallana angulata is the source of this 795-nucleotide messenger RNA. RefSeq names its product C-type lectin-like. Gene Ontology annotation, cellular component: external side of plasma membrane. Bases 4 to 717 code for a protein of 237 amino acids. NCBI's taxonomy places the organism in Eukaryota, Metazoa, Mollusca, Bivalvia, Ostreida, Ostreidae. The transcript has 6 exons. The record is from RefSeq and is a predicted model, not a curated record. Gene Ontology annotation, biological process: biological process involved in interspecies interaction between organisms. Gene Ontology annotation, molecular function: carbohydrate binding.
ACUAUGCGUGUUUUGGAGUUUUGUAUUUUUUGUGCAUUAUUCGCACUCGUGUUCUAUUCAAUGGCAUCUGAUGCAGCACCGAAUGAAGACGAUUUUUUGAUGAAAAAUAUCUCGAACUUACAUUUCCAAUUGUUUUCUUCCAUUCAAAAGAAAACGAAAAUGAUAAAGACAGCUGUCUUUGAGACUCAAUGCAGUGGAUCAGGCUGUACGUUCAAUGGUUGCGAGUCUAGUGGAUCCGAAACCUGUGAUGGACAGAUGUUCACAAAGUUGAACAAGAUCCAAUCAAGUAUCAACAACAUUUGGAAAAGGAAGUCGACAGCUAUUGUUUGUAAACAAGGAUGGAAACGUUACAACGGCCACUGUUACCAUCUGUUCAGUGGAAAAAUGAACUGGUUUGAAGCACAGAUUUUCUGCAGAAAACAAGGAACUACAUUACUGCAAAUAAAUAAUGCAAACGAAAAUAAAUGGCUAACAAAGAAUUUUCCAGAUGUUCAAUACUGGAUUGAUUUCACUGACAAUGGUAUGGAGGGAAAAUGGGUGACAUUGUCUACCGGAAAAAGCGAGUUUACAAGUUGGGAUCGUGGACAACCCGAUAAUGCCGCUGGAAAACAACACUGUGCCUACAACAAUUUUUCAAGACGCAUUGGACAUUGGGAUGAUAUUCGCUGUACAUAUUCAUUUCAAGUAAUGUGUGAAGCAUCAGGUUCUGGAUUCUGACCAUGGAAGAUAAAACCUAUGCACGCAUUAUAAAUGAAAGGAAUCAAAUUCAUUUAUUAAAAAUGAAAAAAAAAUGAG